Messenger RNA from Leptopilina heterotoma, 4153 nucleotides. It is a transcript of the gene haf, whose product is annotated as vasorin. NCBI's taxonomy places the organism in Eukaryota, Metazoa, Arthropoda, Insecta, Hymenoptera, Figitidae. Bases 552 to 3275 code for a protein of 907 amino acids. Gene Ontology annotation, molecular function: protein binding. The transcript is spliced from 7 exons. The record is from RefSeq and is a predicted model, not a curated record.
CCGGCAUGAGACAGGAUUCCAUGGGUUCGAAGCCGACGAUGUCCGACAACUGGUUGCAGUCGAGCCUAAGAUCGUGUUGCCGAUGGCCACCGGGACCAACUGAUUAGAAAAAGAGAAAAAGAAACAUUAUCCCAAGUGCACGCGCGCCGCGUCUUCAUUUCAUCAUCUCAAAUAUAUCGAAAAAUAAUUCAAAUCAUUCAAAUAGUUGUAAAAUAAUCAAAAGUUUUUAAAUUAGAAAAAUCAUUCAAAUUAUUCAAAUUAAUUAUUUAUCAAAGUCUCCCUAAGAGCCGGAAGAAUUAAUUUCGAGAAAAAAAACGUGCGGAUCGGGUGACCGAAAGGGACCGACAACAGGUGGAUCGGUUUACCUCAAAGGGGGGACCGAGGAUUAUCACCAAAAAGGCGGGGUGUUGAAAGAAAAAAACAGCAACAACGAAAAGGUGUUUUACACAUGGUAGUUAAUUUUUUAACACGGAAGGUGUUUCCAAGGACAAAUUUCCGAGUGAGGCGCCAUGGAUGAUCAACGGUUGCCUUGAACUACGUCCAAGAAAACAAUGAGUGUGACGACGACGACAAUGAAACCACCGCCGCGGUUGCUGCUCCCGCUGCUGCUGCUGGCUGGAAUGCUUGGCGUCACGAUGGCAACGUCUCCUUGUCCGUGGUCAAGCCACGUGCCAAAACUCGACGGCUCUUGCAUUUGCGAUUACAAUCUCGCCAAUGAAUUAUCAAUCCAAUGUGAUAUCGUCGAUUACAAUCAAUUGAUAAGAGCAAUGCGUCGUUACGCAGGUCAAACGUCAAUUGAUCUCUUUUACGUGAAUAACAGUACAAUCGGUACUCUAAACGGUUCCCUCUCAUCACUUAGAAUAACAAAUAUCCAACUUUCCGGUUGUCGAAUAAAAACAAUCGAACCAGAUGCCUUCAAGGGUCAGGAAGCCAGUCUAAGAACAUUGAAUUUAAGGCACAAUGAAAUUGCCGAAAUACCAUCAGUUGCUCUCAAAACAUUAACAAAUCUAACAGUUCUCGAUCUUUCCGUUAACAAAUUCAAGAUCGUCGAGGACGAAGCUUUUCUAGGUUUAAAAUUGGUGACAUUGAAAUUAUCCGAUAAUCCAGUGGUGCUAAAUCCAGGUGCUUUCAAGGGUCUCGAGAAGACGUUGAAAAAUUUGAAUCUCAAAGGAACGAGACAGAAAAUUGUACCCGAAGCAUUGCGGGGACUUGGUGCUCUUGCAUUUUUAGAUUUAUCCCAAAACAGUAUUCAGAGACUUCCCGGUCUGUCGGGCGUCAAGGCCUUCGAGGGUUUAAAUUCACUCACUGGUUUGAAUCUCGAGAGGAAUUUAAUUGGCGAAAUUGGACCCGAUGCAUUUUAUGGCGUGAAGAACACACUCAGUUCACUCAGUCUAUUGAAUAAUGUUCUUCAAGUCUUUCCCACUAGCGCCAUCAACAGCGUUCACGAUCUAAAGGUCCUGGAUAUUGGAUUUAAUUUAAUAGCCGAACUGCCGAUAGAAGCGUUCAAAAAUAAUCCAUCGAUAACGCUACUGGCUAUUGAUGGAAAUCCAUUGUCGUCAGUGCCAGAAGAAGCUUUCCUACGUCUCAACAAGACCCUUCGGGGCUUAAGUCUCGGAGGUCCGUUCCUCGUGUGCGAUUGUAAAUUGCGAUGGAUCGUCGAGUGGAUGAGAUCGCGGGACCUUCAAGUAACAAGUCGUGAGAAACCAAUCCAGUUUUGCGGCAGUCCUCACAGACUUCAAAACAUCAGUUUUUACAAUAUUGACCCUGAACAAAUGGUCUGCGAGGGAGCUACCGAAGUCGUUGGAAUUGGAACAGUGGAAAGUGUCGACACAAAAGGACCAUUUGGACCAGUAAAUGGAGUUGUCGAUAGCUUAUUACCAACACGAUCGACAACCAGAGAACCAAGCACUGUCUCUCUGCCAACAAACACCGAAGUGACAAUAGCAAUUGAUAAAUCGACAAUUCCGUCGACAACUUUUUCAACUUCGACAACAGUGACGACAACAACAACCACCACAAAUGUUCCGUCAACAACCACCAAUCGACCAAUGCCACGAACUGGAAACGUCUACAUUACUCGUACAACAAUGCAACCGAAAUUCAACGCCGAACCUGUACAUCCACUCCAACAGCAACCAAAACACCCCCUCGUGUUUGGUUCCCCUCCGUUUAAAUCGAAAUCCGACCGGGAGGAAAUUAUCGUCAAGGACGUUCUCAGACAGGAUAAUUCCGUAAUUAUCUUCUGGGAUACAGAGGCACACAAUAUUUUAGGUUUCCGUGUAAUCUACAGACUAUUCGGUGAUUCCAGUUUCAAGCAAGCUCCACCGCUCGAAGCCAGCGAGAGGGAAUUCAAAAUUAAAAAUGUUCCAACUCAGGAAUGUAUGGUUGUUUGUGUUAUUUCACUGGAGGAUACAAACGUGACUCCGGCAAAUGUACCCUAUAAUCAAUGCAGAGAAAUAAGAACUGACAAUUCACCAACAUCAAAUAUGGAUAAAAUUACAAUAGCCGCGAGUGCUGCAAUUUGUGCAACAAUUGUAGUGGCAGUUAUUAUUUUCCUAGUGGCGAAUCGUCGACGCGCAAGAAAACUUCACACUCUACACGAUAUGGAUCAUCAGACAAAAAUGGGAGGACCAAUAACAAGUUUGCCAGUAAAUUGUUGUUCGACUGUUGGUCCAACUCCGAGUCCAGGUGGUCCUCUACCAUCAAUGGCAACACUAAGUGCCUAUAAUGCGCAAAAAGAAUGGGAUCAAGUUUCAGCUUACAGUGGACGAAGUAUUCCAAGGCCAAGGAUUUUUCCCGUCGAUCGUCAAGGAUCUAUAAACAGAGCAUCAUGUAUUGACGAACUUCGACAAUCACAAUCAGGGCAUUACACUGGGAAAUCGACACGAUCUGUCGCUGAUGGACAAUCACAGCACAGCUUCUCAAAUAAUUCGUCUCGCUAUUUUGGCAAUGCUACUUUGACGUCGAACCUAAUCAACACUAGACCAGAAUUACGACAAUCACGACAAUCGUUGGCAGCUGCAUCUGACAGGAUGUCAAGGGCCAGUUUUCCAGCUGUCAAUCAUUUACCACCGCAGGCAACAUCGCGAAGACAACGUCCACGUUCGCGAAAUCGCACCCUGGAACAAAGUCACGUCCCCCGUCCAGGUAGUCGAUACAGUUUAGCGGAAUCGACUCACACGCUCAACAAUUACGAUGAGAAUAAUUAUGAUCACGAUAUGGAUAUUUACAUGGCUCGCAAUCCAACCACAAGAGGUGGACUCGUUCCUCUUUAAAAAAAAUAAAUAAAUAAAAGACGUAUUCUUGCUCAAGCCAAUUCAUGAAAAUUUUCAAAAAAAAAAAAAACCACACGUGUUGCUGUCUAGAAGUCCUAGAUAAAAAGCGUUAUAAAUUAAAAUUUGUCUUCCCUUUUCAAUAAAAGAAACUAAUGUAUAUUUCUACCACUACAAUCAGAAUUUAUAUUCAAAUUAAAAUUCGAAUUUCAAACUUUGAAAUUUUUCUUUCUUUUAAAAUUAAAAAAAGGAAUCACUUUAAGAUAUUAAUAUUCAAUUUAAAAUUCGAAUUUCUAGAUUUGAGAUUAAAAUAAUUCUAGAGAUAUUAAAGUUUAAAAUAAAAAGAGAAAAUGUCUGCUAAUUGUUUAGUGAAGAUAGAAAAAUGAUUAAAUACUCGUUAAUUACAUGUACAGAUUUUAACUCUUUCUAUAUUAUUAAAUUGAUUUUUAAAUUGAUUAAUAAGAAAAUUUUAAAAGAAAACUAGAAUUUAAGAAUUUAGAACGUUUAGUAUAAAAAUUACUAAGAGUAAAAGUUCAUCCAGCAAAAGUGUCUCUGAGCUCUUUUUUUGUACACGUAAUACUGAGAUUAAUUUUUUUUUUUGAGAUUAUUAAUCAGUGCAAUGAAAUCAUAAAGAAUUCCAAAGAAAUUUUUUUGAUGAAAAACUCGCACUGAAAGUAUGAGUAUUUUUUUAGAAGUAGGAUAACAGUACACUCAUUUUCAGUGCACGGACUCAGUAUUCACUGGUAAUAUAAUGUAAAUAUCGUUUUGCGGCACUCCAGUGACUUUUUUUUAUAUUAUAUAUCUAGUAUUUUAAUUAUUAAAAAAAAUGGAAUAUUUUGUACUUAAUCGACUCGAUGAAAUUAAAGAGAAAUAAACAAAAA